CAAAGAUAUAAAGGUCUGGCUCUGUAUUCACAGUUCAUUCCUGCUGCCGACCGUUCAGUUCACACCUUGCUGUUCCCUCAACAGUCUGCGCCAUGAAGUCCUUUGUCUUUGGUCUGCUGGUCCUCUGCUUUACAGGUAGCCUGGCUCGCUUUGCCUUGUCUCCGAAAAAAAGCGACAAAAUGCCUGCGAUGACAUGCAGCUGAUGCAGUGCAUCUUACCGAUUGUCGAAUUCUCAAACCCAUUCAGCGGCAACCAACUGGAAGAACUGAGUGAUGCCGCAACCAUUGAACAGACUUGUUCACUGCUGGCUGGCUCUAAGGGCUGUAUCAACAACUACAUCAGUGGCUGCUACCCAUCAGAAGCUGCAGGCAUGACCAUUCAGACUAUGGAAAAUGUCUUGAGCUACAUCUGCAGUCCAGAGGGCAAGGAUGCUCUGCUGACCGAGUCCAAAUGUAUUGCCAACGUCGACUUCGAGAGGUCCAUGCAGCACUGCUCAUCUCUCAUGGAGGUUGAGUUACAGCAGGCAUUCAUGCAGUCUCAGGGCGGUCCACAAGACGUUUGUAGGCCAAUCGAGAAUUUCUCGGUUUGUGUGGGAGAGAGAGUGAGGGCGGACUGCAGCGACAAGGCUGUCAACUUCGUGCGAAACCUCGUCUCUCGCCUGACUAUUCCAAUUAAAAACAUGAUGGGAUGCAGCAGCCAGGCCAGACUCGUCCGUGACCUCGUCACACUCAUCGCUCGACGAAAGUGAAGACAACGGUGACAACAGGGAGGCGGGGACUCAUAGCAGCUUCCUAUGCUCCAGCUGUUGUCGACGUGUCACAAAGUGUAUGGCAGGUGUGACUAGGUGUUACCCUGGUAUCUCUGCAGUCUGAGGGUACCAGAAAAUAGGAUAAGGGGAUAAUUUUGUACACAGGAUACAAAAUACUGCAGACUACACUGUUCCUGCUAACUACUUCUAUAGGAUAAUAACUCUUUGCAAAAGCAUUUUACUUUAGAUUUUUCUAGAUUGAAAUAAACUCAAUAUUGCAAAGAAAA
Messenger RNA from Pomacea canaliculata, 1035 nucleotides. RefSeq lists its product as uncharacterized. The coding region runs from base 194 to 748 and encodes 184 amino acids. The transcript has 6 exons. The record is from RefSeq and is a predicted model, not a curated record. NCBI's taxonomy places the organism in Eukaryota, Metazoa, Mollusca, Gastropoda, Architaenioglossa, Ampullariidae.